AUGGUCACCACAAGAGGAGCUGCGCAUCCGGAUCGUACGCCAACUCAGCAUCAACCUGGCCAACAAGAGACACAGUCCACCCAGCAAGCCACACAACAAGCUACCCAGCAGGCCACACAACAAGAUGAACCAGAACUCGAUGAGGUCGAGGUUGCCGAUGUUGUCUGCAUCCUACAUCCGUGCUCGCUUGCUGCCUAUCAGGUUGUCGUCAACACAGCACUGAGAGCUCCUCAGCACGUACUGCAAAAUGUGACCCCCAGCACCUACAGUGAUGGUCUGAGCAUGGCAGAUCUUGAGAAAGAGGAGACAUUUCCCGCCCCUGGAGAAGACCAGAGACACCCCCUAGACCUCGCCCUGCGCAUGUCUGCCAAGGUCUACAAUCCCGCCAUGGGGUUCGUCUUUGGUCGGAACCCCAACGCUUGCGACGUUGUCAUCGACACUGACACGGUCAAAAGAGUCAGUAACAUGCAUUUUAGGAUUUACAUGACUGACGCCGGCGUCUGCAUGCUUCACGACAUGUCCACCAAUGGUACAAUAGUCGAUGGCAAGCUUCUGAGAGGUAGAGGUAGUAACAAUGCCGCUACCAUGAUGCUUACCGCAGGCUCUGUCAUUCAGAUUCUGUCGACCAAAAGAGACGAGAGUUUGAAGUUCAUUUUCCGCAUUCCUUCGCGAGACAACCACUACGAAGAGUACGGUAAAAGGUUUGCCGCCUACCUGCAUCGUGUCAACCUUGAGAAAGAAAAACAAGCACAGAACGGCCAGACUCAGGGAGCGCGACCUGGUGCGAGACCACAAUCUAAGAUUCCACCCAGCGUGAAGCCUAUACUGUUGCAAGGCAACCCUUUCGGUAUGCAUUGGAGCGGUGGUGAUAAGUACAACGUCACCGGCCAUCUCGGAAAGGGCGCUUUCGCUACCGUAUACCGGCUCAACAGCAAAAGUAACGGCCAGAUGUUUGCAGCAAAAGAGCUGGAGAAAAGGAGAUUCAUGAAGAAUGGUGUCAUCGACAAAAAGCUCGACAACGAAUUGCGCAUCAUGAAGGGCAUCAGCCAUCCACAUGUUGUGCAAUAUAUCGACUGCCACGACGUCAAGAACCAUCUAUACAUCAUCAUGGAAUUGGUUCCUUUCGGCGAUCUACAGCAGUGGCUUGGAACGAACGGCCCUCUCCCCGAAGCUCUUGCCAAACCGAUGGCCAUCCAAGUCUUCGAUGCGCUGGCAUAUUUGCAUCGCAACAUGAUUACGCAUCGAGACAUAAAGCCUGACAACAUCCUCAUCGCCGACACCAACCCACAAUCNUUUUCAGUCAAACUCUCUGACUUUGGACUCUCAAAGGUCAUCUCCGAUAAUGAGACCUUUCUCAAGACUUUCUGUGGCACAUUACUUUAUUGUGCUCCCGAAGUCUUCCCUCACUACGACGCCCAUUUCAAUGUAAAGGGUCGCAAGCGCGAUCGCAAAGGUGCUUCGCAGCAACGAGGGAAAUACCAUUCUUACAGCUCAUCUGUCGACAUAUGGUCGUUCGGUGGAGUGCUAUGGUAUGCCAUGAGUUCGAAACCACCCUUCGAAGGCAUUGCAGACAACACUGGCAAAGCCAUGUUCGAACGUAUUGUCAGUACCAGCCUAGACACCACCGUCCUCGAAAAGCACCACAUUUCCGAUGACGCCAUAGAUUUGUUAGAAGACAUGCUCAACACCGACCCCGCCGUUAGACCUUCUGCAUUACAAUGCCUGUCAUAUCCUUGGCUAGGCGGAGAAGCGAGUCAGAUCGAGGAGGAGCCUCCAUCAGGCCUUUUGACGAUCGAAGAAGAGGACACAGAGGCAGGUCCAGCACAUGACUUGUCUCAGCUGAGCAUCCAUGGGAAUUGGAGCACGACCAAAGGUGUUGGUGUUGAUUCUGGCGACUCGGACAUUCUGGACCCCCGACAGUCAAAACGCUUCAAGAGUGGGCAGAUGAUCUCUCAAGUACCUGCGCCGUCGCAACAGCCAAUCCAUCUCUUGCGCCCAACGAACGCUGCUGAGGAUCCUGGCAUCCGGGAACUUGCGGUGAACUCACAACCUCCACGUCUCUUCGGCGAGGUCCAGCCUUCAUUGGUNAAAAGUUCAGGUGUGUUCGGCACUCAGCUUCAGAAACCUAUGUUCGCGUCACCCCCAGGAUACUCGAGCAUGGACCCGUCGAAGGUUCCAAACGUGCAGAAUGAGUUGUUCACGUCUGCCGCCAGUCACCAACCAGAAGACCAACUAGAAGGUGUUAGGAGGAGAGCCCCAUCUGAGAGCGAUUUACAUGCCUCUCACGAUUUCGCGAGUCUUGUGGGGGCAGAAUCAGACAUGCGGGACCUUAACAUGGAUUCUUCGCAAUCAGCAUUCUCGGCGACUGCUGAUGAGAGCGAGCCAACCACACCAACCACACCAAAUGAUCCACCCCAGGCCUCUGUAGGCCAGACUGGUGGGAGUAUGGAAGAAACGCCUCGUGCAGCUCAACCGAUUGAAAGAAAGAUCUCUUUCAAUCGACAAAUCAGUCUUCCACUUUCUGCAUCGUCCUUCUACGACCCUGCCGACCCUAGCACGCAUUCUCUCGAAUAUGCCUCCUCCGUUAGCGGCCACGACUUUACUAGUCACAAUCUUCUGCCUGGAGCAAGCUUUCAUUCACUACCACCAACGACUGCCAAUUCCGGAGUCGACUUUGAAUUCGACCGACCGUUGCAUACUGUUGCACAAACACAGCCCGAGUUCAUUCGACCCGCACCUCGUCUGGGUCGUCUGACAACAACCUCCGACUCUUUCUGUGCUGUGACACUCGACCUCGCCUCUCGCAUCACGACAUGGGGCAGAAGUCCUUUGAACACCGUGGUCUUUCCAGAUCCGCUAGACACUCGUGUGCCUAAACGCGGCAUCAUGAUAUACUUCCAUGCCAAAGGCAUCGACCGAUUGGAGCAAACUGGCGGCGAUUGGACAAAACUGCCUGACCUGCACUGCUUGAUUGCCACAGACAGCAGUAACGGCAUCUUCAUCAACGACGUCAAGCUCAGCGCAAAAGACGCAAAAGGCAAGCAGCUCUACGGAAGAGUCUACACUGGCGACCAGGUUACCGUCUGCCAAGGACACACCAAAGCAAACUUGCUGAAGUUUACUUGUGUGUUCAACCAUGGCCAGGCGAAGCAGCAGCGCCCGCGCGAUGGACCAGGAUUUGAGAUUGAGAAGAUGGGACACGAUUAA
Molecule: messenger RNA, 3207 nt
Organism: Aureobasidium vineae
Lineage: Eukaryota; Fungi; Ascomycota; Dothideomycetes; Dothideales; Saccotheciaceae
Source: the annotation of a GenBank genome assembly